AACAAAAUCAUCAGAGAAAAUAAACAAAAAAAAAAAAAAAAAAAGAAUCAAAGAUAUAAUCGGGGAAUGUUGAUCCGACGGCUCACAUCACUUUCGAUCUACGCUGUUUUAUUCGAGUUUAAUGUCUGUUUUGCCCCCCAAACCUUUUGGGGAAACGACAGAUUAGAAAUUGGACCUUGAGGUUCGAAAGCCCAUGUUCGAAAACAGCCCAAUAACUAAGAUAAUGCUUGGUCCAAUUGACCCGGCUUCUACGGCAAUUUUUCUUGGAUGGUUCAAAAUAUUAUUGAAUCUUGGCCCACGAGGCCCAACAAAGACCUUGAGACAUCAACUUCAACCCACGAACCAAAAAUGAAUCUCAAAUAUAUUGGAUAUUUAUUGUGGGCGUCACAUGCACGCAACGUCUUUGAACAAUUCAACCUUCCAAAGAUAAAAUAAUCCCGUUGGCCAAUUUCUCUCUACAAUUUUCCAAAAAUAAAAUAAUGCCGUUGGCCAAUUUCUCUCUUCAGUUUUCUUCUUCACUCUCCGUCCAAUCUCCAAACCCUAAUUUCUAAAAUGCAAUUCCGAUCCACAAGUUAUCUUACUACCUCGUUCUCCUUUGUGCUGGGGACCUUCAUUCUCUUAUCUUACAUGUCUUGGAGCACCGGAGUCAUGGGAGGUCGCCGAUUUUGACGUAGUCACGAGUCGAUUGAUGCUCCCUUCUUCACCCCCUAAGAAGAAUUCCAAAUCCUUGGACUACACUCUUGCCGAUGCUGCUCCUUCGUAUCAUUUUUCAUCCGCUUCGUUGCUUCGGCUUCUUCUGCUCUCGAUAGGGUUUCCGAGGAUGCUAUCAAUCCGGUUGAUCAGUUCCUUCGUGAGGAGGCUUUGCACAACCCUGGCGAGCGUCUAUAUCAAUUAUAUGGUAGAAAAGAAUAGAAAACUGCACAAUCAGCUUAACCUUUAUGCUUCAAGUGCUUCACAUAUUGAUGUGAACUCGGGAAAUCAAAUAUUUUUGACCCUGGUAGUCAAUGUGGAUCUCAUUUCUCGGUUUCUAGGGUUUCGUUACCAACUUGCAAGAGAUGGCAUGAUCAGAAAAUAUUGGCCAUCUCUUGUUGCUGUACAUAGUGAUUCCUGUGGCUAUCUCUUGGUUGCUCUCUGUGGCUUUCAAUUUUGGAGCAAGGCUUGACCAAAUCAAAAGGUAAAACUGUUCCUCUUUCGAAUUUUUGCUUGCGAGCUUUAGGUUAGGUUAUGUUAAAUGCAAUUCUUUUUAGUCCUGCAUUUAUGUGAACUUUAUAGGUAAUGCCAAUUUACUUUUCUAAUGUAUCUUUUGACAUCAUUAUCAAAUACUCUUUCCGACA
This is a messenger RNA of Cucumis melo (muskmelon), 1334 nucleotides long. RefSeq lists its product as uncharacterized. Gene Ontology annotation, molecular function: histone binding. Lineage: Eukaryota; Viridiplantae; Streptophyta; Magnoliopsida; Cucurbitales; Cucurbitaceae. The record is from RefSeq and is a predicted model, not a curated record. Gene Ontology annotation, biological process: regulation of DNA-templated transcription. The transcript has 2 exons. The coding region runs from base 689 to 1162 and encodes 157 amino acids.